This is a messenger RNA of Erigeron canadensis, 1205 nucleotides long. Its product is annotated as putative B3 domain-containing protein At5g58280. The record is from RefSeq and is a predicted model, not a curated record. NCBI's taxonomy places the organism in Eukaryota, Viridiplantae, Streptophyta, Magnoliopsida, Asterales, Asteraceae. The coding region runs from base 90 to 1130 and encodes 346 amino acids. Gene Ontology annotation, molecular function: DNA binding. The transcript has 8 exons.
UCUGUCUGUCCGUCUGUCUGUUUACCUUCACACCAUUGCAUUGCCAAACUGAUGCAUUUCCGCCUUUCGCGAUCAAAAUAGGUAAUUUGAUGGCCGAGGUGAUCACAUCCAACAGUUAUGAAGAGGCUCGUAAUAGACAACUACUUGAUAACAAAAAGAAAUUUGAGGAUCUUGGAAUCUUGAAGAUUUCUAAAACUCUGUCAGAUAUCUCAAAUUCUGAGAAGAAGUUCAAGCAACGUGAAGUGAAACCAAAAAUAAGGAAUGCCGAAAUAAUAGAACCAAGGCGUUCAACACGUGCACGUAACCCCAUUGUGACAUACCAAGAUGAGGUUGAUAUUGGCCUCCCACGCAUCAGGAGAUCAAAAUCCAGUUCAUCAUGGGCAAGCUAUCUUGCGAGACCGCUGGAAGAAGUCAAAAUGGCAUCAUAUGAAGAUAGGGUUCGAGCAAUGAAGUUCGCUGAGAAACUUCAAAGCAAUCUGCAGUCUGAAUAUCCCUCUUUUGUGAAGUCAAUGGUCCGUUCUCAUGUUUACAGUUGCUUUUGGCUGGGUCUACCUCAGCCAUUCUGCAGGAAGCAUCUUCCCAAGUCUACUGUGAAUAUCAUGCUAGAAGAUGAGGAAGGCAAUGAAUAUGACUCUGUGUUUAUUAGUGGGAGAACUGGAUUAAGUGGCGGAUGGAGAGCCUUUGCAUUAGAACAUAAACUAGACGAUGGUGAUGCUUUGGUGUUUGAAUUGGUUGAACAAACUAGAUUCAAGAUUUACAUAGUUAAAGCAUCAGAUUGUGGUAGUCAAGUUGAUUAUGUUGAUAGUGUUGAUGAAGAAGCUGUUGAAACCAAAAAGACUUCAAGGCCAACAAAGAAGCUCAAAAAGACAAUAGAAAUUGGGAAGAAACCGGCUUCAAAAAACAGCACACUAAAUCAAGAGGAAGAAGAGGAUGAUAUGUCCAAUGUCGACAAUGAAGCUGAGGAAACCAAGAAGCCUUCAAUGCCAACUAAGAAGCUCAAAAAGGAAAUCAACAGUCCAGCAGAAAAUGGGAAGAAACCAACUGCAAAAAAGAGUGGUGAAAGCAGGAAACUAAACAAGCCAGAGGAAGCUGUGACAGGAACUCGGCGUUCUACCAGGAACCGAAAUUGAGAAAUGAAUUUGGAAAAGUGUAGAAACAUUAAGCUUAUGGAGCUAAGUAAUAAUAGACAUUUUUGAUGGUCUAUA